GGUGUCACCCUGAAAGUAGUCCGACCUCUCCUCCUUGGUGAAGGUUCCCUGCGGUGACUCUGUGAACGUUAGCCGUCUUUAGCUGUAGUUUAACCGUCUCAGCAGUGAUGUCUGGCCGUGUCCUCGUCGGAGUGAAGCGGGUCAUUGACUACGCCGUCAAGAUUCGUGUGAAGCCGGACAAGAGCAGCGUGGUGACGGAUGGCGUGAAGCACUCAAUGAACCCCUUCUGUGAGAUCGCUGUGGAGGAGGCGGUCAAGAUGAAGGAGAAGAAGCUUAUUAAGGAGGUUGUGGCUGUCAGCUGUGGGCCACAGCAAGCACAGGAAACCAUCCGUACCGCCCUUGCCAUGGGAGCCGACCGUGGCAUUCACGUGGAAGUGACUGGGAAAGAAUAUGAAGCGAUGGGACCCCUGCAGGUCUCCAAGAUCUUCGCUGCUUUGGCCAAGCAAGAGGAAGCUCAACUCGUCAUCCUCGGCAAACAGGCCAUCGAUGAUGACUGCAAUCAGACCGGCCAGAUGACAGCAGCCUUACUGGACUGGCCUCAGGGUACCUUUGCAUCAGAGGUGACACUGGAAGGAGACAAGAUGAAAGUGGUGAGAGAAAUUGAUGGUGGCCUGGAAACUAUUAUGAUCAACACACCAGCAGUGUUAACCGCAGACCUUCGACUCAACACCCCCAGAUAUGCCACCCUGCCUAAUAUCAUGAAAGCCAAGAAGAAGAAGAUAGCCAAAGUGAAGACUGCAGACUUGGGGGUGGACAUCACAUCGCGGUUGGAGGUGUUGAGAGUGGAUGAGCCUCCACACAGAGAGGCGGGAGUGAAGGUGGAGACGGUGGAGGACCUGGUGGGCAAACUGAAGGAGGCAGGGAGGAUAUAGAGGCUUUGGGAGCAUAAACAGGGGAGCACAAAACUGGGCAGAAGGGACUCUCUAAUGAAUAACUGGACUGUAUUGCAUAAGCACACCCGGAGGACUGGCUUAUGUGUCGGUCUAAUCCCUUUGUUUGAGACGGUGACUCCUGAGGAUAUGCAGGGAGGUACUGACAGGAGAGGAGGAGGAGUACUGAGAAACACCGUCCCGCAGCAGAGCAGACAACCACAGAAGAAUCAUCUUGUCUUUUAUGCGCAUUUUAACAUACAGUAAGCUACUAAUCCCACUUUAAAUUAAACAAGCAGUCUUUAUGCAGUCAUUGAAACCCAGAACCGUCUAUCACGAUUAUUCAUGCUGCUGCUUGUAUUACACUGUAUACACUACCAGUACGAUGCAUUUCACCAACAGUUACUAGACUCAGCUGUUUAAUCUUGUGUAUCUACAUGUAAAGAGGUGCAGUUGUUGUAAAUGAUAUAUGUAAAUAUGGACCCAAACAUGUUGAGAUGAUUUUCUCCUUCAAGAUUAGUGUCCUGUCCGCUGGUGAUUUGUAUAGUUUGCGUAAUUGCAACAGGGUUUCAGGACUGCGUAGACGGUGUCUCUCAGUAUGAGCAAGGGAAGAUGAUCAGAAACCUGACUUUUACCAUAAGCGCCUCAACUCUCUGAUUGUACAGAACAUUGCCAUGACAAUAAAGCAGCCAGUUUUUUUCAUAUCUAAAUAAA
Messenger RNA from Sebastes umbrosus (honeycomb rockfish), 1583 nucleotides. RefSeq names its product electron transfer flavoprotein subunit beta (gene etfb). Bases 108 to 872 code for a protein of 254 amino acids. The record is from RefSeq and is a predicted model, not a curated record. Gene Ontology annotation, cellular component: cytosol. NCBI's taxonomy places the organism in Eukaryota, Metazoa, Chordata, Actinopteri, Perciformes, Sebastidae. Gene Ontology annotation, molecular function: electron transfer activity. The transcript has 7 exons.